Danio aesculapii is the source of this 1743-nucleotide messenger RNA. RefSeq names its product cellular communication network factor 1, like 1 (gene ccn1l1). Gene Ontology annotation, biological process: signal transduction. Bases 146 to 1297 code for a protein of 383 amino acids. Gene Ontology annotation, cellular component: extracellular region. Gene Ontology annotation, molecular function: protein binding. The transcript is spliced from 5 exons. The record is from RefSeq and is a predicted model, not a curated record. Lineage: Eukaryota; Metazoa; Chordata; Actinopteri; Cypriniformes; Danionidae.
UUUACAGUUUUAUGCAUUUAGCCAUUCAUAACCUCAAGAUAAAAGGUUGAGUGUAAUUAACUUCUUUUGAAUUUACAUAUCCAGAACCAGGUCUAAACCAGAAGACAAUUUCUGACGGCCUCUAAACAAACUUUAGGAUAACACCAUGUCUCCUCUGAGGAUCAUAAUAAGGCAAGGACAUUUCUUCACACUGGUGCUGCUGUCAUGGGCCACUGCAGAGGUGCAGGGAGGAUGUCCGCUGAAAUGUUCUUGUCCUUCCGCUCCUCCCUCGUGUCCUCCAGGCAUCAGCUCGGUUUUGGACCACUGUGGUUGCUGUCGGGUCUGUGCCAGACAGUUUAACCAGGACUGCAGCCCUACUGAACCCUGCGACCACAUUAAAGGACUGCGCUGCCAUCUAGGGGCCGAGGGAGACCCUGGCAGAGGCUUGUGCAGAGCUGAGGCUCAGGGUCGCCCGUGUGAGCUGGAUGGACGGAUUUACCAGCACGGAGAGGACUUUCAGCCUUCCUGCGAGCAUCAAUGCACGUGUGUGGACGGAGUGGUCGGCUGUCUGCCACUGUGCCCACACCACAUAUCUCUGCCCGACUGGCGCUGUGCCCGCCGCCGUCUCAUCAGAAAGCCCGAGCGCUGCUGUCCUGAGUGGGUCUGUGAUGACGACAACCGCAUUGCUGAGAUAAAUCCAGUGCCCGAAGCUCAUCCAGCAGAACACACUCACCUCACGGGCAACGAGCUACUGGUAACCCCAUCUGCUUCCUGGGACAGUAGUGCAGGAGCCCCUUAUCAAGAGUGGAUCUCAUCCUCUAAGUCCCGCCCUAUUGCUCCAUCCACCUGCUUGCUGCAGAUCACUGAUUGGUCACCAUGCUCUGCCACCUGUGGAAUGGGCGUGUCAAGCCGUGUCACCAAUAGCAACCCAGAGUGUCGACUAGUAAGCGAAACUAGACUCUGUCAGAUUCGAGAGUGUGGCGUCAACACUGCACCAUCACUGAAGAAAGGAAAGAAGUGUGCAAGAAGCACACGGCCACAGAAACCUGUGCAGAUCAGGUUUGCCGGGUGUUCCACUGCUCGCCGUUACCGGCUGCGUUCAUGUGGGUCCUGCUCAGACGGUCGUCUGUGUGUCCCAUCCGCAACUCGGACGGUCCGUCUGCACUUCCACUGUCCGGAGGCGGAGCGGCACGACUUCACCCGUAGCCUCAUGUGGAUCCAGCGUUGCAGCUGCAGACACUCACACAGCAGACGAGGCCUGAACACACCAGCUGAACUCUUCAAUCUGCCCAAUGACAUACACACAUACACACACUGACACCGACAGAUCCACACUGCCCUCACUCUACCAAACAUUUUAACCCAGCAUACAUCAAUACAACAAAUGCAAUAUAGCAAUAUUCUGAAUAGAACAUUUGAAUGAUACCGUUUUAUCCUGUAUGCGGUAAUGACACAGGUGUAAGUAAGAGGUUUAUUAUGACUGUAAGUAAGGUUCAUUAUUAUACUUUAUUAUGAUAUUAUGACUGUAAAGCUCAUUUGGUUUCUACAAUUCACACACACACACACAAAUCAUUUAUUAAUAUUUUUCCCUUCUGUUGUAGUUGAAUCCAGAUUUACUGUAUAUAGUGUACAUAUGUACAAAUAUCACUGUAUAUAUUUAUGAUGUGAGUUUGUUUUUAUUUUGUAAUAUUUCAUGGACUUCUUCAGUUCUUGUGAAGUGUCAUAUUCAAACCUCAAUUUUUUGAGGUGAAUAACAAGCAGGAU